Molecule: messenger RNA, 725 nt
Organism: Drosophila obscura
Lineage: Eukaryota; Metazoa; Arthropoda; Insecta; Diptera; Drosophilidae
Gene: Cpr35B
Product: zinc transporter zipt-7.2
Cellular component (GO): extracellular matrix
Source: RefSeq, a predicted model, not a curated record
AUGGCCCAGACGUUUUUCAUUGUGUUUGUCCUUUUGGCCAUUGCGGCCAUUCGGGCAGCUCCUUUCCACGGACACGAGCACCAUCGGGGUGGUGGUGGUGGAGCCUCCAGUCAUGCCUCGGUGCAUUUGACAUCCCAUGACGAUCAUCAUGGUGGCGAGGCCCACCACGGACAUGGACAUGGACAUGGACACGACGAUCAGCAUGACUCGAAUGCCGAAUAUGCAUUCAAAUAUGGCGUCAAGGAUCACAAGACGGGCGACGUGAAGGAGGCCAGUGAAUCACGUCACGGCCAUAAGGUUACCGGACACUAUGAGUUGAUAGAUGCCGACGGACACAAGCGCACGGUGCACUACACGGCGGAUAAGCACAGUGGCUUCCAGGCUCAUGUGCAGCGCGAGAAGCUCUACGAUCAUCAUCAGGUGGCUGUCGAGCAUCAGGGACACGGACACGGCCAUGGCAGCGGCUAUGAGGGCGGUCACGUGGAGUUCGAGGAGCAUUCCGCUAGCUCCGGACAUGGACAUGAGGAUUAUGGCCAUGGCCAUGAGGAUUACAGCCAUGGACAUGGUCAUGGCGGCUAUGGCGGUCAUGGCAGCGGCUCUCACUCCAGCGGCUACUCUCUAAAGCAGGAGCACGGAUCUGGACAUGGACACGGACAAUCUCACGGACACGAGCACGGACACGGCUAUCAUUGAGAAUCAUUGUUACCUCGAUCAUUGAUUGAACA